This is a messenger RNA of Saprolegnia parasitica CBS 223.65, 915 nucleotides long. RefSeq lists its product as hypothetical. The record is from RefSeq and is a predicted model, not a curated record. Lineage: Eukaryota; Oomycota; Saprolegniomycetes; Saprolegniales; Saprolegniaceae. The coding region runs from base 1 to 915 and encodes 304 amino acids. Gene Ontology annotation, cellular component: nucleus; cytoplasm. The transcript has 8 exons. Gene Ontology annotation, molecular function: protein binding.
AUGGGUCGCACGGCACUGGCGAUCGCGGUGGCCUACGAUGAUCGCGCCCGUGUCGACUGCCUCGUCAAGCACGGCGCACUCGUCAACACACGCGACCAGAAUGGGUCGAGUCCGCUCCACGACGCCAUUUGCUAUCGCAGAAUUGACAUGGCACGACAGCUCAUUGCGGCCGGCGCUGACGUCAACGAAGUUUUCAGGGACAACCGUACGCCACUCUACGCUGUAAGCAAGAGCGAUUCGGACGAUUUUGCGAACGCGCUCAUCCCCGCUCUCAUCGCCGCGGGGGCCAACGUCCAAGAUGCCAUGACGUCUGGGUUUUGCCAAGUCGGCUGGUCCGACAUCAAGGUGGACCGCGUGCGGCUCUUCUUAGCCCAUGGCGCGCGCUUCGCCGACAUGCCUCCGAUUCACAACGACUCGAUGGUUGUCCAAAUUCCGUACUUGCAGCUGUACCUUGAACAAGGCGGCAAUCCCAACAAGCAAGACGAGACGAGCAUUAUGCCGCUUCUGUACUAUGCUCUCGCAAAGCGAUCGUGGAAGGCCGUCGAGCUUCUAGCACCAGUGGCCGACAUCAACUUUAUCGACUACGCGACUCCGAUUCCCCACUGGCGCGCGUCAUUGAAGUAUUCGACCAAGGCGUGCGUCGAUAUGGCGCCGCUAAGCCAGGCCAUCAACAACAACCUCGACACCGCACUGCUUGAGCAAAUGCUGCACCACGCUAGCGUCCCGCCGCCAGAGUACUAUGUCAAGGCGUUCAAGAUGGCACUUGAAGCCAAGAGCGCGUCCAACGUGGCGCUGCUCGCAUCCAAGGUCGACCUCAAGUCCGAGUGCUUUCUUCACUACGCGGUCCGCAACCCCGACUUUGUGGCGGUGUUGUUGGAACUGGGCGCAGAUCCCAACCAGCGCGACCAGGUAUGA